GUCAGGGUGGUGAGGUCUCUCUGGGGGAGAGAGAGAGAGAGAGAGGAGCCGUGUGGGUUUCUGUUAAAACACUUUUGCUGUUUCAAGUUGUUUUCAUUUCAACCCAUCGUCUCUGGAUACACAUUUCUGCAACCUAUCAGCAGCCCUCCUUCCUACCUCUCUCUCUCUCUCUCUCUCUCUAUCUCUGUCAAUCUCUUCCCCCACCCAUCUUCAUUUCCUUUCAUUUCUAUCUGGCAAAUGAAAAUGACCUUGCAACAGUUCAACAGCAUCACCAUCUGCCAUCAUGAAAAUGAAGGCAUGCCUAGCAACUAUAUCUAUCCCCCACAAGAGAAUUCCUAUGGCGGUGUAAGGAGGAGCUAUUCAUCUUCUCCUUCUUCAAUGGGGGUGUUUGCAGAUAUUGGCUCUCUCUCCAUUACUCCCAGCUACGGAGGAGCUUCAGCAGCCUCUUCUUCAGGAGAAAGCUAUUACUGCAAAAGCGCUGAGAAGGGUAGGAGAACUUGCUGGGCUUUUCCUUUUAUGGGUAACUGCAACAGCAGUAGCUUGGAAGACCAUCAUCCCCACAACAACAACAACAACAACGACAGCGAGGUGGGUGAUGGGAAGGGCUCUGAUUCCAGUGACAAUGCCAUGGAAGAGGACAGAGCAAAUGAAGACAACCCAAAUGAAAAUUCAGGAGGAUGCAAGGAACCAGACAGUGGGCAGUCUAAGCUUUGUGCCAGAGGCCAUUGGAGGCCUGCAGAAGACACCAAGCUCAAGGAACUCGUAGCUCUUUAUGGCCCUCAGAACUGGAAUCUUAUAGCAGAGAAGCUGGAAGGAAGAUCAGGUAAGAGCUGUAGAUUGAGGUGGUUUAACCAGUUAGAUCCCAGGAUCAACAGAAGAGCUUUUAGCGAAGAAGAGGAAGACAGGCUAAUGGCUGCUCAUAGAUUGUAUGGGAAUAAAUGGGCUAUGAUUGCAAGGCUUUUUCCGGGCAGGACUGAUAACGCAGUCAAGAACCAUUGGCAUGUUAUCAUGGCAAGAAAAUACAGAGAGCAGUCCAGUGCUUAUAGGAGGAGGAAGCUGAGUCAAGCUGUUCAGAGAAGGUUGGAAGAUGCUAGCAGCUUUGUCUGCAAAGAUACAACCACAAGAACAGAACCCGUUUCCCUCAAUCUCUCCAGUUUCAGCAACCCAUCUUCCUUCCCGUUUGCUACUGCCGUCGAUGUUCCAAAUGGCCCAGUUCCCAUGACCAAUGGAGGAGAAGACUCAGCUUCAAGCUACAGGGAUUUGUUCCAUGGUUUAACCAGCAACAAGCUCUCUUCUUACAGUGGGUCUUGUGGAGAACAGGCACCUUUCGAUUUCCUUUCUGGUCCCAAGAUUCAUGACAAGGCAAGCUUUUUCAGCAAUAGCAGGCAAUGGGAUAGGGCAGGAGAUGAUUCCCACACUGGUUAUUAUCACCACCCUCCAUUGAUGAUGGCAGUGCCACAGUCAAACCAUCACUCUUCUUACUUGUCUGACUCAACAACAUCAACAUCCCAAGCAUCAGCCAAUGAAUCAUCACUGAUAGAGAGCCAGUUUGACAACCCCAUUUCACCACCAUUCAUAGACUUUCUUGGAGUUGGAGCUACCUGAAGGAAAGGCCCCGAGAAGGGAAAAAGGAAAAUUGAGUCGAUGAAAAGAGAGCUGAUUCUAAAAACCCAGGUGUCAUUAAUGGUAAAAAGGAGGGUAGGAGAGGGUACUAAUGUACUGUUGGAUGGCAGAAAUAUCUGCAAUAAUCGUCGUAAGCAACCUCACUCCUUUCUUCCUUGUGACCCACCAACUUCAUAUGAAACCACUUCCUGUGAAAGAAUAAAGAUACAUUUGAGUAAAGUACCA
Magnolia sinica is the source of this 1848-nucleotide messenger RNA. RefSeq names its product transcription factor CSA-like. The record is from RefSeq and is a predicted model, not a curated record. Gene Ontology annotation, biological process: regulation of DNA-templated transcription. Gene Ontology annotation, cellular component: nucleus. Gene Ontology annotation, molecular function: DNA-binding transcription factor activity, RNA polymerase II-specific; RNA polymerase II cis-regulatory region sequence-specific DNA binding. The transcript has 3 exons. The coding region runs from base 238 to 1605 and encodes 455 amino acids. NCBI's taxonomy places the organism in Eukaryota, Viridiplantae, Streptophyta, Magnoliopsida, Magnoliales, Magnoliaceae.